This is a messenger RNA of Suillus subaureus, 1017 nucleotides long. RefSeq lists its product as uncharacterized. Bases 1 to 1017 code for a protein of 338 amino acids. Lineage: Eukaryota; Fungi; Basidiomycota; Agaricomycetes; Boletales; Suillaceae. The transcript has 8 exons. The record is from RefSeq and is a predicted model, not a curated record.
AUGCCCAGCCUAACAUUGCCCGAGUGUGGACGCUAUAUCCCGCCUCUGGCCACAGAUGAGGACUUAGAGUUUGCGGACCUGGCUAUCGUUGAUCUUUCCAAGGCCCAUACACCGGAAGGACGGGCAGAGCUCUAUCCACAACUUCGAGAUGCACUGCGCAGCUACGGCUUUGUUUAUGCUAUAAAUCAUGGUUAUAACCAGGCUCAGCGCGAUAGGAUUUUUGACAUAGCUAACGUCCCUUUCACUGUGGUCCCUCCGGAUGAAAUGAAGACAUAUGCUGCAAACAUCGAGAAAGUCGGAUACUACGCGGUUAACAAGGACGUCACAAGGCGUCCGCACCCUCAGGCCUUGCGCCCGUUCCUACCAGAAAUCGAUGCCUUCGUCCGACAUAAUCACUUCAACGUUGUCCAUCCAAUCCUUCGCUUGGUCGCUUUGAGCCUCGAUUUGCCCGAAGAGACUCUGGUGGAAAAACACAACUUUGACGGCACAGGAGAGACAUGUGGUUGUUAUAGGCGCACCAAAGAGGAAGAGGAAAAAUCCAAAAAUGUCUGGUUGAAAGGACAUACAGACGUUGGCAGUGUCACCGUUCUGUGGAGCCAACCUGUCGGAGGCCUGCAAAUUCAGGCUCCCGACGGCAGAUGGAAGUGGGUCCGCCACAUCGACAACGCUUUGGUCAUCAAUACAGGCGACAUGAUGGAUUUCUUCAGUGGCGGUUACUAUAAGCCCACGAUUCAUCGCGUCGUCCAACCUCCUGAGGAUCAGCGCAACUAUGACCGUCUGAGCGUAUUCUUCGUGUCGAUGCCCGAUGACGAUGUUCGCUUAUUGCCCUGUGUUGAGAGCCCCGUGCUCCACCACUUCGGCAUCCAGCGCCGGUGCCCUGACGAGGAUGCCCCACUGUGCGAGGCGUGGAGGAAGGGGAGGACAACGAUGUAUGGUAGGUCUGAUCUCAAGAAGGGGAUGGAGCACAAUGUCGAAGAAGAGGUCAUUGAGGGCAUAGUGGUGAAACAUUACAACUAA